Anopheles stephensi (Asian malaria mosquito) is the source of this 668-nucleotide messenger RNA. RefSeq names its product protein KRTCAP2 homolog. The transcript is spliced from 4 exons. Lineage: Eukaryota; Metazoa; Arthropoda; Insecta; Diptera; Culicidae. The coding region runs from base 83 to 481 and encodes 132 amino acids. The record is from RefSeq and is a predicted model, not a curated record.
GCAUUCAAGAUCGAUUCCACGUCAAGAAAGUGUUUACAUUCUGUAUUUUCUUUUGUCCCACAAAACGCCGGUGCUAGUAAAAAUGGCGGUAUCAACAACGGUGUCGCUGGUGCUGGCCUCACUGUCGGCUGUGCUGAUUUUUUCGGGCAUGCAAAUGUAUCGACCCCUGUUGGCCUCCUCCCAAAUGGCUACCAUCUUCGGUGGAUACCUCGGAUCGUGGCUUUUCAUUCUUUCCCUCACCGCGGUAUCAAACCUGGAGGCGGUUGUGCUGGGCUACGGAUUUCAGGCCAAAUUCUUUCCGGAAGUUUCGUUCUGCCUCGUCGUUGCGCUGUUCGCCUGUGGCAUGGUACACCGUGUUUGUGUCACUUCGUGCGUACUCUUCUCAAUUGCUGCCCUGUACUACGUUAACAAAAUAUCCCACAAGGUACAUAAUGUAGCCGCACCGGUGGAUAGCUACGCUGGGAAGAAAAAGAAGAAAUGAAAAUCCUGGGUUAUCGGGACAUUGGACUAUCCAAGGGCUAGAAUGCAAUUUUGUACUUGCAUCACUCGUAGCGUUUAAGAUCAAACUCGUGUCUAAUCUAGAAAGUCAGCUCAGCACAGCGAACAACACUAAUAAAUAAUUGACAUUAAGGAACCGCCUAACUGAGUUCCGCGUUUGGUUUACAGAA